UCUUCGCCGGCUGCGCACCCCGCACCCACUCUUCCGCAGUCGACACCAUAAAAAAGAAAAGAAAAAAAAACUUAAUCCUUUAAGGCCCAGAACCAGCCGUCCUCGCGCCCAGCCUCCUGGGCCCCGGGAGGCCUGCCCUAAAGAGUAGCUUCCAGAACCGGAAACAGGCCGCGACCCAGAGGCCCGCGAUUGAUCUGGCGCCCGGACCCCCGCUGCGCACACCCGUCGGCCUCCGCGUGCGGCGGACCGCGGCCACCAUGGUGCAGCCGCAGACCUCCAAGGCCGAAAGCCCGGCCUCGGCCGCCGCUUCUGCCAACGCCCAGAUGGACGACGUGAUCGACACGCUGACCUCGCUGCGCCUCACCAACUCCGCGCUGCGCCGCGAGGCCUCCACACUGCGUGCAGAGAAGGCCAACCUCACCAACAUGCUGGAGAGCGUGAUGGCCGAGCUGACCCUGCUGCGCACCCGCGCGCGCAUCCCCGGGGCGCUGCAGAUCACGCCGCCCAUCUCUGCCAUCACCUCCAACGGGACGCGCCCCAUGACCACGCCGCCCACCUCGCUGCCCGAACCCUUCUCCGGAGACCCGGGCCAGCUGGCGGGGUUCCUGAUGCAGAUGGACAGGUUCAUGAUCUUCCAGGCUUCCCGUUUCCCAGGUGAGGCCGAGCGAGUGGCCUUCCUUGUGUCCCGCCUAACCGGGGAGGCCGAGAAGUGGGCCAUCCCACACAUGCAGCCCGACAGCCCCUUGCGAAACGACUAUCAGGGCUUCCUGGCCGAGUUGCGAAGAACCUACAAGUCCCCGCUGAGGCACGCACGGCGCGCCCAGAUCAGGAAGACUUCUGCCUCCAACAGGGCAGUGCGGGAGCGGCAGAUGCUGUGCCGCCAGCUGGCCGCGGCGGGCACUGGGCCCUGCCCGGUGCAUCCAGCCUCCAACGGGACCAGUCCAGCUCCGGCUCUGCCCGCUCGGGCACGGAACCUUUAGGAGGCCGCCACCACCCUGGUAGCAUCUGCAACCAUCCGGGUAGCAUAAGCUCUGCUGUGGAGAAGAAAUGUCCAAGCAACAGCAUCGCCCCUUCAAAACCGACCCUUCCUUGGCCUCCUGUUCCUUAGGUCUUCCUCCCACCUUGCUUGGGCGCCCUAGUCACCUGCCUUGCUGUGCUUCCUGUUGUCACGUGCUAGCUCUGUACCUGCAACUCAGUGCAUGCUCCCCCCUCCUUGCAACCUCAGCUUCUCCAGAGAUGGCAACUCUGCUGCUCCAGGCCCACUGACCCCACAGCACACCCUGGGACCAUUUGGACUGCCACCCUCGACUCCCAGCCCGGACACUCCUGCCUCACCUUCUGCAAGACCCUGGGCAGCUCCCUGCCUGUUUUCCCUGCUCUGGAUGGAAAGAACGGACUUGGCCAGGCUGGUGGCUUGAUGUGUGUACCUGGAGAGGGGACCUGGGUAUCUCCCUUGGUUGGUCACCAGCACUGCCAGGGCCUAGGGUAGUGGGCAGGGGCUCACCCCUGCCAUCAGUGGCCAAGUGCUGUUCUAGCAUUGCCAGGGCAAGCUUCGCUUUGUACCACCAUGCAGUCCAGCUGACUGCAGCAGGGAAAGGGAUGAUAUCUUCCGGAUGCAUCUCCAUUCAUCCCCAGCUGCAGCUGCCGGGGUUCUGGGGGCCCAGGAAAUGGGAGAGUCACACUCCUCUGCUGCAGAAGGCCCUUGUGGACAGGGAUCCUGGGCAGUUCCAUCAGGUUUUCAUGGGCAGAGGAUUCGUGCACACCCAUUUCCAAGAGCCUUGGCAGGCUGAGAGGUGGACACAGUGGUUCUGUUGCUGCCCUGGGUCUCCGAUAGGGAGCUCACGAGCUGCUGGUGUUUGGUUUUCUGCCAUGUCUCUUUGUGUCUUGACUUGAGGCCCAUUCCCUUUUCAUUCAGGGGCCAUGUGGCCUUCACCUCACCUUUCAGCCACCCACAUCAUCUCCAGGUCUCCAAAGAUGCCAUGUGACAUGCCCUCCCUGUACCCAGGCCGUUAGGUCUCAUUUGUGUCCAAGAACAAAUAAGAGUUUAACAAUGGAGACAGCUCCUCUGGAAAAUACCUGAAACACUGAAGGCUGUGUCUGGGUGACAUUUGUAAAGGCGAAGAAUUGUGGACUGCUUAGUCCUAAUGUGGUGAGAUUGCAGGCCAUGUGUCCUAAUUCUGAGGGACACAGCUGUAUCUCAAGGCGUAUGGCCAUGGCUUCCUUGCAGAGAGACAACCAAGAAACCCCAUUCUGCCCCAGACUUGGCCAAGCCCUUUGAACUGUGGCACUCCAGCCAUACUUCAUUGUCACAUGAACAGCACCGACUUGGCCACCUGGACCUGAGAGGAGCCGGGGUUCAUCUGCCCCUGACAGAGCGGUUCUGCUUUGGCUGCAGAAGGGCUACCUAUGCACCUCCGCAAAGCCGCCUGUGUCUUGGGAUCCCAUGAUUGGGUCCUGGGACCCAUCCUCUCCUUCAGAGAGUUUGAUGCUGUUGGGAAAGUGACUGUGAUUCUAAAGCAACUGUGACCCUCCCAGGUCCUGUGGUUGCUGGGUCCACAGACACGGCCUUCCGCUCAUCGUAAACUCGGUUAGCCCAGUUGCCCUGCCGACCAGCUGCCUGGACACAGGCUUUGGGUUCUCCUGGACUCCACCAAGGUCCUUCCAGUCGGACCGUGGUGCUCAUGAAUUGGGAGUGGAUGGAGGUGGCCCAGUGGGGCUGCCACUCGAGGUGGAGGUGCUGAUGGGUGGAGUGCUGGUCACUUCCUCCUGUGCCCAGCGCCCCUCUGUCCCAGCACUGUCUUGGCAGGGCUUGUACCUGCUAGAGGAGGUGUCUCCAGGUGAAGGGACAGUGGCACUGCAGAGUGCAGAGGAGUGGGGACACAGGAGUGCAGAGGCACUCCGGGGAAGAGCCCUGGAGGGUUCCAUGUGGCCUGGGCCUGCAUGGAAGGGCACAUCUGCCAUCUUCCCGAUCCUGGGCCUGUGAGUGCUUCUGUGCCCGUGCCAGCGCUGUGUCUGAGAGUUGGGCCGCUGUACACCCUGGGGCCAGAGCCACACAGGCAGGGCUGGCCACCCUCCUGUCCAUGUCCGCUGCUGGCCCUUUGCCUCUGGUGGCUGUGCCUAGUCCAGGCUGCUGCUGUUCCAGCUGCAUCUGGUUUGGUGGCUUGUGUGUUUUGUCCCCUGAUGCUUCUGUUGGUGGGCCUGGGAGGCAAGCUGUCAUUCAAGUGCCACCUUCUCGAUAGCUCCCCAGAACUCUGGACCUGGAGCAGAUGAGAGAGGGCCAGAAAGCCUGUGCUGGAGGUGCUGAGGGGCCGUCACGCCUCCGGGAGAGGACGAGAGCCAAGGCCCGUGCAGCCCGGGAGGGAGACCUCGGUGAUGAAGGGACCAAGCCGAAGACUGAGGUGGGAAGGGAGCUGCUGUGUACAUAUUGGGGGUUAUAGUUUCUCCAGCUUCCGGAGGACAGGUAGUGACUUCAAAAAGGCAGUGUGGAGUUUGCAUGUGAAGAGUUUCUGUGUCUCUUGGUGUCAUGGUCGUUGGGAUGACGUAACUGCUCUCUGGUCCACGUGGUACCCGUCUGGUAAGUAAGCUUUGUUGCAUUCCAGGUACGUCUGGCGAUGGCAUUUGGUAGGGCUGACCCCCUGGCCUAGUGUGUAGCAUGACCUUGGGACUAACUUCCUGUCCUAAAGCAUUUAGGUGACUUCUAAGAACCAGCAGAGACCCAUUUCAGUAACCCCAGGUAAGUAGAUGAGAGG
Fukomys damarensis (Damara mole-rat) is the source of this 3749-nucleotide messenger RNA. RefSeq names its product retrotransposon Gag like 6 (gene Rtl6). NCBI's taxonomy places the organism in Eukaryota, Metazoa, Chordata, Mammalia, Rodentia, Bathyergidae. The transcript has a single exon. The coding region runs from base 258 to 980 and encodes 240 amino acids. The record is from RefSeq and is a predicted model, not a curated record.